AUGCUAGAAGACUUAACUCGCACUCGUCUCAGUCACCGCCGAAAGAUAUCGACUGAUGCGAUUCCUGCCUUACGAGAGAAGCUUGGCACAGGCUCCAAUAAAGCUGUGAAUUGGAUCGGUAAUCAAAUUCGAAAAGUACGUAGAGGAUCGGAUUCAGAAAGUGAUGAAUCGGGUUCACUCUGGGGUACGUCAUUUGAGAUUUAUCCAGAUGAACCAUUAGGACCGGCAACUGCUUUGGCUGAAGGAUAUGUUCCUUUGAGUCGAUUUCAUUCUCAAAAACGUUCGACUGAUCUUACUAAUCGGAACCAUACCGUUCAAGCUGAUCACAUCUUCAGUCUAGAUCAAUGUAAACUUGAUGAGAGACAACCGCUCAUUGAAUCCGAGACAUUAAACCCACCCAGCACUUCUCGUACAAUCGAAGGGCCAAGGAAGCGAAGGCAGAAAACACUAGAUCCCGAAGAACCACGUAGGUUGCUUGCACCAGUUGAGCUAUAUGACAGACCAUGGUCAGGUAUGAUAACAGACGAUUCUCAAAGCUUACUUGGCACGUCCGAUGAUCCGUACCGUAAGUAUGAAGAUCAUUCAUCUAAUCCGAAACCGACUUCUUCCAUGAGAAAAGCUUUUCAAUUCCCAGCUCGUCGACCACCUAAACGGUCCGAAACUGAUCUUUCAACCCAUACUCCUUCAACUAAACUUCAAAAUUGGUUUAACAAACCUAAGGAAUCAAACUUUGGAUUUGGUGCUUCGAAUCGACGGGAUACUGAGAAGACGUUUGGAUCGACGUACAAGAAUCCUUCUCGUCAUGCUACUACACCUUCUCAAUCUAAAUUGAGCUUCCGAGUACUCCUUCCACAUCCUUGA
Melampsora larici-populina 98AG31 is the source of this 861-nucleotide messenger RNA. RefSeq lists its product as uncharacterized. The record is from RefSeq and is a predicted model, not a curated record. The transcript is spliced from 2 exons. NCBI's taxonomy places the organism in Eukaryota, Fungi, Basidiomycota, Pucciniomycetes, Pucciniales, Melampsoraceae. Bases 1 to 861 code for a protein of 286 amino acids.